AUGGACUCCACCAUGGUUCGAAACAUCGGGAUUCAAUUAGAAGAUCCUCCCAGCCCAAGUGAGAUGGACGCGUCUCCACGUCCUUCCAAACGCGUCCGAUUUCCACCAGGGUCCAUUGAGACACGGGAAGAACGGGCGCGGCUUCGUGCCAUUAAGUUUGAGUCGGCCUUCAAAGCUGCAGACAGUUUGCGUGGAAAAUGCCAAAAAGAAAUUGAAGAGCUCAAGGUCAGGUUGGAGGAAGCAAAAGUACGGGAAGAAAACCUUCGGAGUCGCCAAGAGCAGGCUAGACUUCGUGCAGUUCAGUAUUACGCAGCCUUCAAAGCCUCACAAUGCCAACGAGCUGGACUUCAGAACGAAGUCAAACAGUUGAGAAAGGAGGUAAAUGACGAGCACAUCGUAUGGCAGAUGCGUUUGGAGGCUGAGAAAUCAGCGUCAGCUUCACGCGAAGCAAAGCUUCAAGCAGAUAUUGAUCACCUCUGGGUUCACAUUCAUACCAUGAACAAUGAACGAGGUCAGCUGAAUCCAGGGACGGUUGCAGAACACAGCCUGCGAUGUGAAGAGCUACAGAGAAGGGAAAAUGUGAACAGUGUACUUCAAAAUGUUGCACACAGUUUGGUGUUAUCGGCAGAGCACGAAGGCAACCCCCAACACGACACCGGAUGUGCUAGGAGGGCCGUGGAUGCAGUACAAGCAGAGCAGAAAAGGAAAAGCUAA
This is a messenger RNA of Lentinula edodes (shiitake mushroom), 714 nucleotides long. RefSeq lists its product as uncharacterized. Lineage: Eukaryota; Fungi; Basidiomycota; Agaricomycetes; Agaricales; Omphalotaceae. The record is from RefSeq and is a predicted model, not a curated record. Bases 1 to 714 code for a protein of 237 amino acids. The transcript is spliced from 4 exons.